Thamnophis elegans (Western terrestrial garter snake) is the source of this 2661-nucleotide messenger RNA. It is a transcript of the gene DNTTIP2, whose product is annotated as deoxynucleotidyltransferase terminal interacting protein 2. NCBI's taxonomy places the organism in Eukaryota, Metazoa, Chordata, Lepidosauria, Squamata, Natricidae. The transcript has 7 exons. Gene Ontology annotation, molecular function: RNA binding. The coding region runs from base 57 to 2369 and encodes 770 amino acids. The record is from RefSeq and is a predicted model, not a curated record. Gene Ontology annotation, cellular component: nucleolus. Gene Ontology annotation, biological process: RNA processing.
CCGGAAGCGAACCGGAAGCGAUCGCUUCCUUCUGCGCACGCGGGGAGGGGGAAAAGAUGGUGGUCACCAGGCGAGUAACGCGGCGGAGCGAGUCGAAGGCGGAAUGGCCAGCUGCGGAGCAGACUGCAGUGGAAGAUAGCCUGUCUGUAAGGAUAACUAGAAGCAGAACCCAAAUGAUUUCCCCUCUCCGAGUCAUAUCUGAACCUCAGAGUGAAAAAAAGAAAGCUUCUGAAAGAAAAUUGGAGGCGGAAGAGCCUUCGGAAGCACGCACAGUCUUGAGUAAAAGUAACGCUGAGCCCCUGGCAGGAUCUCAAGUCGAUGGAGAUGUUUCAGAAGCAGAAUCAACCUGUUCUUCCAUGUCUGGUCUUCAAACGCCAUUAUUUCUACGAAGAACCAGCACCAGAAUAACCAGGCGGCAAAUUGUAAUUCCUUCUACCCCAGAGACUUCAGCUAAAAACAGGCCAAGCAAAAAAACCGCUACCCAUGAAAGUAGUAAUUAUCAAGACCACGAUGAUACAUCUGAGGCAGAGUCGUGUUCUUCUGUUGUCUCGGGAACAAGGACCUCAAAAACUCUGAGAAAGUCUAGACAUCGACAGAUAUGGGGUAAUGUGUCACCGGUGUGUGAGGUUCAAGAUGAAGAGGUUUCCGAUGCUGAGUCUUGGUGCUCGGGUAUUUCCUUUAGCCCGUUUAAACGAAUGACCAGGAGUAUGGCACUGAAAUUGCAAGCCAAACCAAUAUCCAAGACUGAAAGAAAAAGCAAUGCAUUAGGAGAGGAUACGGAAACACCCGAGUGUAUAAUUCCAUCUGAAACAAUAGUAAUCCCUGAUUCAGACGUUUCUGAUUCAAAUGCCGAAGAAGCAGAUUCUCUUUCUUCAAAGUGGAUAAAAGAGCACCUUAGCCCCAAUAAAGAAAAGUGUCUCCCUAAAUCUGUUGCCAGCAAUGAUCUGCAACAGAUUUUCUCAAGCAGUAAUGAGGAAGUAACAAAGGAAGAUAAUAAAAACUUGCCUAAGCAAGGGAAAUUAAAGAACAAUGAUGGUGAAUUGGAGCAUUCCAGUUCAAAACAAACAGCAGCGGAUAUAAUUGAUAUAACUCAGACUCCAGAAGAAAUGCAUGAUCAAUCUUCAGAAAAACCCAUGCAGGUAUCUGAAAAUCAGUUGCCUUCGGAGAAUUCAAGAAGAUCUCCACCCGAUCCAGAAAACCUUGAACAAUCCAUUGAGUCCUCAGGAAAAGCAACAGCAAGUAAAAACAAGAGCUUAACACCCGAAAAUGUUAGAAAGACCUGUUUACAUAAAAGAGAAGAAAUAAUAGAUAGUGAUGACGUUUCUGAAGUAGGUAGCCCCACCAACAAAACAAUCACAUCACCCAUUGUUAACAGAGAUGACUGCAGACCUUCGGUUUCAAGCAUAGAUAGUGAUGGAAGCCUAGAAGAGGAAAUUGCUGAAUCCUCUUCAUGUGGAACCAAAGGCAAGGAAGAUAAAAAAGACCUCUCCGUGUCUCUUACAAGUCAGGAAUCUGAAUAUAAUAACUUACGAAAACUGAAAAACAGCAAAAUAGCUGCUGGAUACGUCGAAGAAAGUAGCGAAAGCCCCUUGAGAGAAAACCAGUCCAAUAAUCAAGAGGUGUUUGUCAUUGAUAAAACUCCUGGCUUAGAUUCUCACAAAGAUUAUUAUGUUGAGGAAACACAAAGUGAAGAUUCAUCAGAGGUGGAAGAAAGUGAAGAAGAGUUCGUGGAUGAGGACGAAGAGGAAGUAAAGGCAAACAGAGGAUUAGUAUCAUUUUCAAGCAGUAUUGAUCCUGGACUAAACAUUAAACAGUUUGGAGGUUUAUAUAUUAAUUUUGGCUUAGGAAAGCAGAAACCCGGAUCUCAUGACGUUCCACCACUAAAAGAGAAAAAAACAGAUGAGCUUUUGCAGAAAAGUAUUAUAACUCCUGAUUUUGAGAAAAAGGAAAGUGUGCCACCUUUAAGAGAAUCAGUCCAUCAGUUAAAGAAGCAACGUAAGAUAGACCGAGCAAAAACAACAGGUGAUGGUUGGUUUGGUAUGAAAGCUCCAGAAAUGACGGAGGAAUUGAAAAAUGACCUUAAGGCUUUGCAGAUGAGAGCCGCCAUAGAUCCUAAACGCUUCUACAAAAAGAACGACAGGAAAGGGCUUCCCAAGUAUUUUCAGGUUGGAACUAUUGUGGAUUCUCCAGCAGAUUUCUACCAUGCUCGUAUUCCCAAGAAAGAGAGGAAGAAAACGAUUGUGGAUGAACUUCUGGCAGAUUCAGAGUUUAGACGGUACAAUAAAAGGAAGUACCAAGACAUAAUUGCUGAGAAGGAGGCCCUCUCCGCAGGGAAGAAAAAUCGGAAGAAGAAGAAGUUUCACAAAUAGAUUUUGAAAGCAAAAUGCUUGAACAUAGUUUUUUAAUGGUGAAUUUAUGAGUUGGAAUUUCGCACAAAUGGUCCUGCUAGGACUGAUCACAUUAACAGCAAGAAGAAAAGAAGGGGUGUAGAGCUUUUUCCCAAUAAGAUUUUGGAACUGAAUGUGAAACCCUUUGUUACGUCCUGAUGAAAAUACGCAGCAGAGAGGAUGACAUUAAAAUGUUUUAGAAGAAACAACCUAGUUUAAAAUCAAACUGUCCGUUUAAAGUAAAAUGGGAAUGAGCGUAACUUUAAAAAAAAAA